Mesocestoides corti is the source of this 363-nucleotide messenger RNA. Lineage: Eukaryota; Metazoa; Platyhelminthes; Cestoda; Cyclophyllidea; Mesocestoididae. The record is from the annotation of a GenBank genome assembly.
AUGCUCGCACCACGUGUGGGUGUGGGUGCGCGUGCGUGCUUGGUGUAUGUGUGUGUGUGUUCUGCCUUUGGGACAAGUGCGGACAUUCGCGUUUGUGUGGAUGAUACAAUCUCGGGGACAACGCGCACACGGGCCUGUGCGCUGGUGGCGCGUCCGCACGAGCCCGAGAACGGGGCUUGCCUGUUAUCUGGGUCACACCAACGCACGACGGUUGUGUGCAAUCACAGCAUCAGCUGCUGUUAUCGCGACAGCAUUCCGUUCCACCGGCAGGCCUGGCACAGCUCUGUCCGCGACACCGCUGCUCAACGUGGAUGCACCUCCCGCCCCACCUAUCGAUUCAAUUUUCAUUUGCUCAAGCCGUGA